GUCCGUCAACGGAAUGAAAACCAUUUUGCAAUUUCAAUAGUCGCAUUGCUACAAUCCCCGCAGAUUGUCUCUCAGCUUGAUCUUCGAAUUCAAGCAUGAAUGAGGAUGACCCUGUUGUCGAACUACGAGGCGAACAAGUUGCACUAUCUGAGAGCGAUCAACCUAUUUCGCGGACGCUUCCUGCACAAGAUCAGCUGAGACAAAAUGAUUCCGAGUGGGAAAAGGCUAGACAUAGGUGGUUCGAAAAUACUAAACAGGAGCGGCUCCUUGUUAGAGAAAUUCGAGCAACUCGUGAUAAAGAUCUCUCCAGGAUACUGUACCGAGCAUUUCUGGAGGGACGGCGCGGAAAAGGGCAGCGGCUAAAAAGGAAUUUCGUGACAGCAUGGCCGCUUCGACCACAAGAUUUGCAGCGAGGAGAAUACGGAUCGUCCCCGAAAGUAUUUCUCAUUCGACACGUCAAACCAGAAAUGCGAAACAGAUCGAAAGGGUAUGCAUUUAUCGAUCUAUCUGGAGAACAACCAAAUGCUUCACCUCAUCAGCAUGCUGCCGCUGAAAGCUCCGAUGAUGACGACAGAGUAUCAGACACAUCUGUUACUAAACCAUAUGGAAUUGCGGGAAGCGAUUAUGAUUCCUAUCGGUUUAAACCCGAGCCAGACACCCGGCCAGCCGCUCAGAUGGAGGAAGUCCUUUCAGCGCAUUUAACGAAAAUGAGCAAGGAAAAAUUUCGCGAGAGGUUGCGUAACCAUCACCUACUUAGCAAUGGCUACGAACCUUCAUCCGACGAUAAAUUGAUUGCCACUAGAUUGCGGCCUCUGGUACGAGAUCUGAUCGACUACCUGAAUAAUCUAUUAAGCGGUAUGCGAUACGAAGCAAGUGAACGGAAAAGGAAACGACGAGCUCUCAGCGAUUGGGAUACAGUGAUGCUGGUAGCUUCACAGCGUGGAUGGCCAAAUGAAGUCAUAUACCGUACGACGAAACGGUGCGAAACCAUUUUUGGGAGCAGUUCUCAGUGCGGACAGACAAGUGUCAAAUUUCUCCCGCUCGCGAAUACGGAGCGUAUACACCAAGGCGGAAUCACCAGGGAGUCACUUGGGCAUGUUCAAGGUCUAUCCACAACCGAGAAAUAUCCACAACCAGCAUCGGGAAACGACAAAGUUAGCAAAAGACGGCAUUUUUGUCCGGUAGAAAAGUGUCAACGACAUAGAGUUCCAUUCGCGCAACUACCGAACUUGGAGGAGCACAUGGAGAGGAGCCACUCGGAGAAGUUGACUUGAGCAAAUCGCAAUCUUGAUUCGAUCGAACGGAGAACGAGUUAAGAAAUCCAGGUUUAGCUCACUUAUUUGAUCCUCCGGGAGCACGCCAACAUCAGCUACGACAUUUUAGCGAACUGGGUUGGCAGUAAAGCUUCCACGCCAUGACGACGCUCAGCAACGGAUUAGACGCCUCGCUGGCUCUGGCACUGUUCCAUGAAUAACGAGCCCCUUCAUCUACGAUUACAGGGAAGCCAAUCAAGCAGUCGGGUCUUGCUAGCCAUGCACGACUCAGAUCGCCGCAUUUCUCAUACCUACUCAUACCUACUCAUCUCAUUACCCCAACUAAAAGCCUUUUCCGCCUAAGAACAUCAGUUGUUGUUUCAAGAGAGGGUGGAGUGUCAGACUAGCAUCUUAAGGAUUGUCGAUCGUGUAGUCUCAUGGUCUCUCUCCGAUGCCUGAACCUGAGUACAGGAGCACUGUUGCAACUAUUUCAAGCGCCUCGAUAGUAUUU
Molecule: messenger RNA, 1764 nt
Organism: Talaromyces stipitatus ATCC 10500
Lineage: Eukaryota; Fungi; Ascomycota; Eurotiomycetes; Eurotiales; Trichocomaceae
Exons: 2
Coding region: 96-1274 (392 amino acids)
Source: RefSeq, a predicted model, not a curated record